This is a messenger RNA of Helicoverpa zea (corn earworm), 4577 nucleotides long. It is a transcript of the gene CASK, whose product is annotated as peripheral plasma membrane protein CASK. Lineage: Eukaryota; Metazoa; Arthropoda; Insecta; Lepidoptera; Noctuidae. Gene Ontology annotation, cellular component: cell-cell junction; plasma membrane. Bases 231 to 3068 code for a protein of 945 amino acids. The record is from RefSeq and is a predicted model, not a curated record. Gene Ontology annotation, molecular function: signaling receptor binding; ATP binding; protein kinase activity. The transcript has 24 exons. Gene Ontology annotation, biological process: regulation of neurotransmitter secretion; protein phosphorylation.
CGAGUAAAAUGAACAUUUUACGCCUGGGCUCAGAUAUUAAUAUCUCGCUACAGUUUCAAGUACAAGACUUCCAACUGAAAUAUCAUUGGGUGUUCAUUUAAUAUUUAGUGCUCUAAUAAAACGUGCAAAUAUUCUCAGGGCGUAACCAUUGCUCAGGCGGGUUGAAGGCUGUGUUAAAAUGAUAUUUAUUAAUAUUUUCUGAAAAGUAGUGAACUGUGUUUGUGUGAAAAAUGGCUGAGGACGAAGUGCUUUUCGACGAUGUGUACGAGCUCUGUGAGAUUAUUGGCAAGGGCCCAUUCAGUCUGGUUCGCCGCUGUGUGCACCGGCAGACUGGUCAACAGUUUGCAGUCAAGAUUGUUGAUGUGGCCCGCUUUACUGCCAGUCCUGGACUUAGUACUGCAGAUCUGAAACGUGAAGCAACAAUAUGUCACAUGCUCAAGCAUCCCCAUAUUGUGGAGCUCUUGGAGACAUACAGCUCCGAGGGUAUGCUCUACAUGGUCUUUGAAUAUAUGGAUGGUUCUGAUCUCUGCUUUGAAGUUGUACGCAGAGCCACCGCUGGAUUUGUCUACAGCGAAGCCGUUGCAUGCCAUUACAUGCGCCAGAUUCUGGAAGCUCUUCGCUACUGCCACGAGAAUGACAUCGUUCACCGCGAUGUCAGACCUCAUUGCGUUUUACUCGCCGGUCGUGAUAACUGUGCCCCGGUCAAACUGGGAGGGUUCGGGGUAGCUGCCCAACUGCCUACACCGACUGCCCAUCGUGCUCCACCCGAACUGGUGAUGGACACUCGCCCGCUAAUGGGUCCAAUGGGCCAAGCGUAUCUCAAAUCAGACGAGUACGGUCGCAUCGGAACUCCCCACUACAUGGCCCCAGAGGUUGUGUCCAGCCAGCUGUACGGCAAGCCAGUCGACGUAUGGGCGGCGGGAAUACUGCUGCAUGUCCUAUUGGUGGGGUAUCUGCCGUUUACUGGGACUAGGGAGCGGCUGUUUGAGGCUAUCUGCCGUGGCCGUUUGAGGUUCGAUGCACCUCUUUGGGAUGACGUCAGCGAUGCCGCCAAGGAUUUGGUUCAGCGCAUGUUGACUGUAGACCACACUCAGAGAAUCAACAUCCAAGAAGUACUUAAUCAUCGCUGGAUAAGGGAUCGUGAAAAACAAAACCGCAUCCACCUCGCGGGGACAGUCGAAGAGUUAAAGAAGUUCAACAGCCGCCGCCGUCUCCGCGCCGCAACCCUCGCCGCGGCCGCCGCUGAUGAUGAAGAAGAUGAAGAACAACCGGCUCGACGUGCUGUCAUGUUGGAAGAGGCUAAUGCCGCUGCUGUGAAUCUCAUCGUGGAAUCUUUGGACGACGUGUCGGUGCUUCAAGAUGGCCCCAUGGUGAUGGAUCCUGAUUUAUUCCACAGCGUACUUGAUGAUCUGCAGCUAAGAGCUCUUUUAGAGAUCUACGACCGCAUAGCCAGCACAGUGGUAGUGACAAGCGGGCGGGCCCCCGCCGCAGAGGGCCGGCAGCGUUGCCGACAAGCGCUAGAGGCCGCCACGCGACUGCGCCACGCCGGCCCGGGGCCCGCCGCCGCGACGCCGGCCACGGCGUCCGCUAUACACGAGAUCAGGAGGCUGCUGGCUCUUCCACAUAUUAAGGCUCUACUUCAGGCACAUGAUGUGGUCGCCCGCGAGGUGUACGGUGAAGAGUCUCUACGGGCGUCACCGCCACCGGUCAACGGCCGCACCACCGCACCACCGCCUGAAGAUGAGGACGACACCGAACCAGAAUUCGAGAACGUGACCAGGGUCCGCCUCGUGCAGUUCCAAAAGAAUACUGAUGAACCGAUGGGGAUAACACUGAAAUUAGCAGACGACGGGAGAUGCAUCGUAGCCCGCAUCAUGCACGGGGGAAUGAUACACAGACAGGCGACCCUGCACGUCGGCGAUGAGAUCAAAGAGAUCAACGGCACGCCCGUUGCGAACCAGUCGGUUGCUCAGUUGCAGAGGAUGCUGCGUGAAGCUCGUGGAUCGGUGACAUUUAAGAUAGUGCCCUCAUACCGCUCCGCACCGCCACCCUGCGAGCUUUUCCGGAUAAAGCCUUCGCCCGUGCUAAUUUUCGUGAGAGCGCAAUUCGAUUAUGACCCACUAGAAGAUGAAUUGAUUCCGUGCGCUCAAGCUGGUAUCGCUUUUACCACUGGUGAUAUUCUGCAGAUCAUAAGCAAAGAUGACGCUCAUUGGUGGCAAGCACGCAAAGACGCAUCGGGAGGUUCGGCUGGUCUUGUACCGAGCCCUGAACUGCAGGAGUGGCGAGCAGCUUGUGCUGCUGCGGAAAGAUCGAACACCGAUCAAGUCGGAGCCGAGGGCUGCGUGUCACAUACCGACGGUUGUGAGAAUACAGUGAACUGUUCCAUAUUUGGACGCAAGAAGAAACAGUCGAAGGACAAAUAUUUAGCGAAACAUAACGCUGUGUUCGAUCAACUGGACGUAGUUACUUACGAAGAAGUCGUCAAAUUACCUUCGUUCCAAAGAAAAACCAUCGUGCUAUUGGGUGCUCACGGCGUGGGUCGGCGACACAUAAAGAACACACUCAUCUCGCGACAUCCUGAUCAAUAUGCUUAUCCUAUUCCACACACCACAAGACCUCCAAGAACUGACGAAGAGAAUGGCAGACACUAUUACUUCGUGACUCACGAAGAAAUGAUGGCCGACAUCGCAGCCAACGAGUAUUUGGAAUAUGGUACCCACGAAGACGCAAUGUACGGCACAAAACUGGAAACAAUCCGUCGCAUACAUUCAGAGCGACGAAUCGCCAUAUUGGACGUGGAACCGCAAGCUCUCAAGAUAUUGCGUACGGCGGAGUUCGCGCCAUACGUUGUGUUUAUUGCUGCACCACCGCUUAAUAAUGUUGCUGAUUACGAUGGCUCCCUAGAAGUUCUAGUCCGUGAAUCGGAACAGCUCCGCCGUACGUACGGGCACUACUUCGACCUGACGAUAGUGAACAACGACAUCGACGACACGCUGUCCCAACUGGAGGCGGCGCUACUGCGCAUGCGCUCGGCGCCGCAGUGGGUGCCCGUCUGCUGGGUCUACUGACACCGAGACCAGGACUCUUUGUAAGUACACCGCGGGAAAUGGACUGCAAAUAAGAAAUACUGUUUUUGCAAAUAGGUUCAAUAACUUUCCUAUCUGACUUGACCUUGGAACACCGAAACUCAAAGGUCACAGUUUCUUUUUAAGUCUAAACAUACGCGCAGAUAUAAGUACAGAGCGCUGAUUCCGAGUUUUGCAAAUUAAUGCUCUCGGUACGUAACUGUAAGUCGGCUGAAAUAUUUUCCAUCACAUGAUUUGAAUAUCACAGUUUGCUGGAUAACAACGUUUACCUACUGUUUCGUGAGUGAACGCGUUUGUAGUACGAUUAUAAACCGAUGACAGCUUUACUAAAUUAACAGUUCAAAAAUUAAUGCUCUGUAAUUAAGUUGUAUGAUAAUUUGCGCAUCGAGAACAUUAACUUGCAAAACUCACACUAGGUACUCUGGGUCGUUUUCUUAGCAAAAAGCUUAAUUGUGUUGCGAUUUGAAAUAUAAAUUUUCGCAAGUUUUGUUCAACAUUUUUUUGACUAUCUAUGCCGAUUAUGGAUAGUCAAAAAAAUACAUAAAGUAAGUUUUUUUUUGGAGUAGAUAAUAUCGAGAAAAACUACAAAGCACAGUCCAUUUUUCUACAAACUUACAAAGGCCCAUGAACUAUAGAAACCAAAGAUCAAAGUUUGCAGAAUUAACACCAAAACAUCACAGGACAUUGACAAGUCAACAUACCUUUUAAGCUAUAUAAUAUACUUAAAUGACACAACUGUUUAAGUAACAAUAGAAUGAUAAGUACUAUUUUUGUUUCACGUUCAAUAAAAAUAAGACACUGUUUUGUAUACUUUGCUAUCCUAUUUUUAUUAGAGCUUUAUAAUUCAUAGGCAUAUAAGAUUGUAUGACAUCUUUGAUCCUGUUUGCUGUGUGAACAAAGAUUAUGGCCCAAUCGAUCUGAAUUUCUCUUUUUUCUGUAGAAAAUAAUGCAAUGUUGGCAACACCGUUCGGGAUACCAUCCUUUUUAUGUACGGUGAAAUAAAUUGGCAGAAAAACUUAAUGUCUAUCAGUCAAAAAAGAGCAAAUCAGAUAUUUUAAUUAUUUUCUUACAAAGUAAGUUCUAAGUACACGUCACAAAAGAGUUGAUAACUCUGCGCUUGUUAUUUUAUUAAGGCAAUGAUAUUAUCUACAAUUUCAUUGAAAGACCUCAAUUAAUAUUAUUUACUUGAACAAGUAUUAAUUUUUGAUUAUUGUGAUAACUAUAAUAUUGUUUACUUACUCUUAAUAUACUAAAAAGUACUUUAUUACGAGUAACACAAAGUCUAAAAUUGCGCUUGCAUUGUUAACUUGGUGCAUCUUAGCUCAAUUUCACGAUAUGUGCCAAAUGUACUACCAGACACUUUUGAGGAAACAAAUACGAUUUUGAAAUACACCUGCACAUGUCACUACAAGAUUUUUGGAUCAAUGUACAUAAUUAUACAUUAGUACAUAAUUUAUAUUAACAAAAAAAAACUAAUUCUCUAGAAAUGUA